GUAAAAGCACAGUCGGCUUGCAGGCUCCAGGUUCAGGAGAAAGAACUGCCUCAAGCCAGGAGAGCAAGGGUCUUGUUUACCACCUCCUUAAGCAGAUUGUAAGAAAUUCCUCCAGACUGGUGAGUUGGUAGCACUUGAAAGCCGUCCCCUCUUGCCCCAUCACACGCACGGAGUGGGUGUUUGCAGCCUCAAUCUGCAGUCCCCUUCCUUUAGCUGGAAAAUGGUAAUACUCCGAUUCCCUCUGGUGUAUUUUUCACAUGACUGACCACAAAACUAUUAAUAUCUGAAUCCAGAGCUGGUUCAGCUUGACAGCUCAUUCCCUCCAGGGAGAGGAAAACCACAACUUCUUCCAACCCUGGAAAAAUGUUUUGUGACUGCAAGACCAGCAGCUCAGAUGCAAUAGAGACGGUUCUGGUUUGCUGAUACACCUCAGUGGAGAACGUCAACCAGCAUGAGAGAGUUUGGCUUGUUUCUUCUGUGCCUCCUUCGCAUCUCCAGGAAGGGUGUGCAGUCCAACGGCUGGUCUGUUCAUGUUCCAUCUGACGUUACUGGUGAGCUUGGGAAGAUGGUUAUCCUGCCCUGUACUUUCACGCACCCCUACAAAACAUUUGACCGGACCCUCACUGCCAUUUGGAGGAUCAAGGAACCUUACAAUGGCACGAUAGUUUUCAAGUGCAUCAGCCAGAGCACCAGCGAGCUCUGUAAGACUGCCAUCAGCUACAAAAACAAAUACAAACUGCUUGGCAACCCCCGGCACAAGGACCUUUCCAUCAGGAUUGACAAUCUGACCUGGAGCGACAGCGAGAGAUACUUCUGUCGGGUGGAGUUGUCCGGAGAUAUCCACGACAAGUAUGAGAGCAGGAAUGGGAUAAAGCUGCACUUGAUUGCUGCCCCCAGGAUCAUUAACAUCACCGUCAGCUCCAACGGGGAUCGUACCUUCCAGGCACGCUGCACUGCCGAGGGGGAACCAGCGCCCGCUCUGACCUGGACCGGACCACCCUACAGCAACAUCACCUCCAUCACCAGCACGAACCAUCGCGUCACUAAGGAGCUCCGGUACCUGACCCACGACGGAAAAUAUACCUGUACCGCUGUCAACACCCAUGGGAGAGCAGAAGGGGCUGUGUACUUCUAUAAAUUCAAAGCAUCCAACAGCUCCUUCUUCCUGAUCCUGAUCUUUGUGCCGCUCGGAAUUAAAGUGCUUAUUUUACUGGUGAUACUGAGCUCCACCGUUUUCUCGAGAGGAGGUCCCUCCUCCGCUCCAUCCAGCCUGGCCCGGCCACAGCCACAAGACUCCACCUACGAGAAUUUUGACCGCAGACACGGCAGCGGCCAGACUUUGCCGACAGAAAGAACAGCAUCCAGACGCAGCUGAGGACCUGGGCCGUCUCAUCCG
Harpia harpyja (harpy eagle) is the source of this 1396-nucleotide messenger RNA. RefSeq names its product sialic acid binding Ig like lectin 15 (gene SIGLEC15). Gene Ontology annotation, cellular component: plasma membrane. The transcript is spliced from 5 exons. NCBI's taxonomy places the organism in Eukaryota, Metazoa, Chordata, Aves, Accipitriformes, Accipitridae. The record is from RefSeq and is a predicted model, not a curated record. Bases 452 to 1375 code for a protein of 307 amino acids. Gene Ontology annotation, biological process: regulation of actin cytoskeleton organization; regulation of osteoclast development; regulation of bone resorption.